Aplysia californica (California sea hare) is the source of this 4057-nucleotide messenger RNA. RefSeq names its product arginine/serine-rich protein PNISR. The coding region runs from base 269 to 3475 and encodes 1068 amino acids. The transcript has 12 exons. Lineage: Eukaryota; Metazoa; Mollusca; Gastropoda; Aplysiida; Aplysiidae. The record is from RefSeq and is a predicted model, not a curated record. Gene Ontology annotation, cellular component: presynaptic active zone; nuclear speck. Gene Ontology annotation, molecular function: RNA binding.
CAUCGUCGGCUGUCGGCGGCGAUGAAUUGUGGGGAGAGCGACCAUAGAUCUCUAGGGCCUUGCCAAGCCAAGCCCACUGUUCUGUGUUUACACUGGGAUCUAUUUUUUUCACGGCUUGUCUAAAGUCUAAGGUCAAAGAUCCCACCAUAAUAUAGAAUAUUUGUCAUAAUAACACAGUAUUGAUACUUCAUAAAGAGCAAGAACAAGAGAUCUGAUUGUUCUUGGAAUCUUGUAUCAAGUUUCAUUCACGAGGCGUGCAGAUGCAAACAUGUGGGCAAAUCCAUUUGGCACAGGAUGGUCCAUGCAACAAGCAGAUUACCAAAAUGUUCCUCAUGAUCAAGUGGACUGGGCGGCCCUAGCAAAGCAGUGGAUCAGUCACAGAGAAAAUGUUACAAACACAGGUGGGGCCAUGGGGUCAGCUGAACCUGCAGCACCGCCUGUAGACGUGAUGACAGUGGCGCCCCCACCGCCUCCUCCUCCGCCACCCCCACCCCCUCCACAGGAGGAUGUGAAUAGCCCACAGCAGCAACAGCAAGCCCCCAAGACGGAAGAUGAAAACAGCAUGGAGAUUGCCUCGGAUGGAGAGGAUAAUGCGGCCCCGGUAGUAGCCCCAGUGAUGCCCCAAGCAUUCGUGGCCCCAGGCAUGUGGGGGAUGCAGCAGCAGCAACAGCAGCAGCCGUGGUGGCCUGCGGCGGAACAGACGCCUGAGAUGUGGAUGGGCCAACAGAUGAUGCCUGCAAAGGAUGGCUUUGGUGGGGAUAUGUCAGGGUUUGCACCAGGAUUUCCUGCUGAAAAUGUAUAUUAUAAUCAGCAGGACAUGCCGGCUAAAGACACUGCAUACCCUUCUUACUGGGAGGACUCUGCAGGUGUCGACAGUGACUCGUCGCAAGCGGGGCUCCUACCCGACCAUGCGGCAAGACCACAGAAUCACCACCACCAUCGCCAUCAUCACCAUCACUCUCACCAUCAUGACCUUCACCGGCCAAGUCGUCCUGACAUGAUGAGACAUGGUCAAAUGGAGGAAGGAGAGGAAUCCAGUUUAGAUGCGGCCAAGCGUAGGGCUCUUCCUGUGUGGAUCAGGGAAGGUUUGGAGAAAAUGGAGAGGGAGAAACAGAAACAGUUGGAAAAAGAACAAAUGAAGUUGCAGCGGGAAGCUUUUCUGAAAGAACAGCAGGAGGAGAACACAAAAGCUGGAAAAAGUAAUGCUGAUAAAAAUCCCCUCAGGAGCAAAUUUGACUCUGAUGAUGAAGAUGAUAAGGAAGCCCAGGAAGACUCUGAUGAAGUUGAUUCUGACGUGGACAAGAAGCCACGGUCUCGAUCAACAUCACCAUCCCAGUCCAAGGAAAGAAAGGCCUCUGUCAGUCCAAAACGUAGUCCUUCGCCCAGUGCUUUCAUGACAGAGGAGGAGAAAGAAAUGGCAUUAAUGUUGAAAGUGAAGAAAAUGUUAACCGAGACAUUGCUUGAGGUGACAAACCAAGAGAUCAGAGGGGUGGCCAAGGAAGUGCACGAGAAAGCCCGGAAGAAAGCUCUGAAAGCUCCCGCACGGCAGCUAGCCAAGUCCUCAGCUUUGGCUUCUUUGACCUCUCUUGGACUUGGCUACGGCUCGGACAGUGAGGCAAGCGGAGGGGAGGACCGCUCUGGCGCUGACGACGACUCCGACUCUGACCUGGAGGAGAAGAUCAGACGGAAGAAAGAAGAGUUUGCAAAGCGACAGAGAAUCUUCAGUGAUGCAGAAGAUGAUGAUUACAAGCCAGAUUUGAGGUUACCUUCAAAGCGGAAGGUGAAGGAAGAAGAACCUUCAGACAAGGCUGUAAAGGAGGAAGACGAGAAUAUUUCUAAAAAGCAUAGUGAUAGGGCAGACAGGCGUAGUAGUAAAGAUGUGAAAGAGUCCAAAGAUAAGAAAGAAGACAUUGCUGAGGCAGAAAAUGAUUCCAAAUCAAAGAAGGCUCAAACUAAUCAUAAAGACUCACAUGUGGAAGAAGAAAGUGAGAAAGAAAGAAGGAAGAGCAGUGAAAGUAAGAAUCACAGAGGGCAGGAAAGGAAAACGAGUGGCGAUGCCAAUUUAGAUCAAGAUAACGCAAAUGCAGAUAGGGAUAGGAAAAGUAAAGAGAAAAAGAUUAGUGCAAAAGUGGUUGAAGAAAGUGGUUCUUCGAAAAAGAGGGGUUCUUCAAAAUCCUCGAAAAAAUUAGAGGGCAAAAAGGGUUCUGGUCAUAACAGAGAGACUAGCUCAGGAAGUUCUUCCUCUUCGUCUGAUUCAGACUCCAAUAGUGACAGUAGUAGUAGCAGUGAGGAUGAAGGAGAAAGUGGUAAUUCUUCAUCAUCGGAUUCAGAAUCAUCCUCAUCAUCUUCAUCUUCAUCAUCUGGUGCUGAAAAGAAUGUUAAAAGGAAGAAAAAAGAAAAGGGGGAAAGACUCAAGUCCCUUGAGGAAGAAAAGCAAAAGGGUGGUAGGAAAGAAGUGGCAAAGUCUAAACACAGUGAGGUGAAGUUAGAAGGGGAGAAAAGAAGAGAAAAAUCUGACAGAGAAGCGGUUGGAAAGAACUCAGAGAGGGAGGGGGAUACUCAUUCCGAAAAGAAAGACAGAAAUGUUUCAGAAAGAAAGCAAAGAGACAAAAAUGAAGGGGAGGUAGUUACAGAAAAGAAGCCUAAGUCAAGUCAAAAGAUUGACGAUGAAGAAAGACAGUUAUCUGAUUCAGAGAUGAGUAGAAGUGACAGACAUAAUAAGAAAAACAAGAAAUCUAGUGAGAAAAGGAAAAGCAACCGAAGUCCUAGUGUUGAGGAAAGGCGUGGGGAUAAAAGCAAGGGGCGUUCCAGAAGUGAUAGGCAAAGUAGGGAGAGGGAGAGUCGAGAGGGAAGGAGAAGAGACAGCAGGAGUGAUUCGAGAGAUAGGCGGCAGAAGGACAGGUACGAAAAGCAUAGGGACAGAGAUUAUUCAGACGACGACCGAGAUAGGCGGAGAGAUAGGGACAGAGAGUACUCAGACGAGGAGCGGGACAGGCGGAGGGACGGGGACUCGAGCCGAAGUCGCAGGAGUCGAAGCAGGGACGAUCGGGGGCGUAGUAGAAGCAGGGAAGAUAGGGACUAUGGUAAGAGGAGCAGAAGUAGGGACAGGGACGGGGCUCGGUACGACAGGUCCUCGAGACGUAGCACGUUAGAUGAAAGCUACAAGUCUUCCUCCACGUCAAAAUCCAGCAAAAAGCGCAGGCGGUCGAGGUCCUCGUCAGAAAGUGACGGCAGCGUGCGCAGGAGGAGUAAAAAGAAGGAGAGCUCCCCAUCGGAGCGAAAGAAGCACAAGAGCAGCAAACGGAGGAGCAAGGAUGGGUAUGAGGAGUAUGGAGAUGUUGAUUAUGAAGAGAGAAGGGAAGCUGGUAAGACAUCCAAGGGAAAACGCAACCAUAGAUCUCGCUCAAGGUAUGUGCUUCACUCCAUCCUGCUAACUUCUCUGAAACAUUAUAAAUGUCUGUGCAGAAUGCAUUAACACUUCUUGUUUGUUGUUUUUAUUUUUCAGUUUCUUUUCACAUUUUGUUUUCUACGAGAUGUUUGAACCAAGAUGACUAAUGCCUUAGACUAUGAUUUCAUGGAAUAGCACAAUGUGCACUGUUUGAAGUACAGUUUCCUGAUAUCGGUUUAAUCUGAAUAUAUACUUUUCUUACUAAUUUUGUUUAGCUGCCUCUCUCUUUCUUAAGAUGAGUUGCUUUUUUGUUGUUGUUGUUGGUUAAUUCUCUGUUAUUAUUUUAUGUUUGUUUUGAGAGCUGAUUCCAUUUUCUCUACUCCCAAUGUGCUUAAGAUAAGAUGUCUUUUUUCCUUUUAAAACAUUUUUGUUUCAAGCUGUUGAUCUUUUUCCUUUUGUCUUUUUUUUCAGAUCCACUUCUAGGAGAAGAUGAGAAGGUGAAGGAUUCUUUGUGUGAGCAAUAAGGGUUGUUAUGUCUUUAUUGUAUUUAUACUUUUUGAACUUUUUUUUCUUCUUUUUUUUUAGGUUUUUUUUUUUUUUUUCUCAUCCUGGUAUUGAACUGCAAGUUCAGUAUGUGAAAAGAAAUACAUGUUGAUGAAAGAUACAUUA